Macrosiphum euphorbiae (potato aphid) is the source of this 1839-nucleotide messenger RNA. The record is from the annotation of a GenBank genome assembly. Lineage: Eukaryota; Metazoa; Arthropoda; Insecta; Hemiptera; Aphididae.
AUGAGUACCAUCGUGAGCCUCUGUGUUUUUUUGAGAACUCCACCUCUAUUUAUUAUGGACAGAAUCUUCAAUAAUAGUUUUGGGUUUCAAGAUAUUGAUGGUCUAGUAAUUACUUUAAGUAAUACCUUUGGAAAUAGCAUACACAAUCAAUUUGAGGACGGUGAUCCCGUACAGUAUAUUGUGGCGAUACUUCUUUUAUUUUAUUUAUUCAUCAAAAUAAUAGCAAUCUGUUUAAUAUUUUGUUUAUUGUUAUGUAUAUUUGUUCUACCUACCCGGCACUUGUAUAACGUGUAUAUACAUGGUGCUCCUAUCUGUGUUGUAAUUUUGUCUUGUUGGGUAAACAUGCAAACACUGAAUGUCUUAUCCAAGCAAUAUGUAAACUUCAAUAUGGACAUAAUAAACAAAGUUAUAACAUGGGAUGUAGAUGUAAUUUUAGGUAUUUUUACACAAUUAAAAAUUGUGAAUUUCUUUUGCUUGUUAUUCUGUAAUAUAAUACUACAGUUUGGUCUGUCACUAGUAUUUAACUUUUUACAAGUCUGUGCUACAAAUCAUUCAAUCCAUAAAGUUGUUUACAUUAGUUUUAUUACUCCUACUUUAAUGACAUUGAUCACAGCUACACAUUCGAAUACAGUAACCAUGUUGUUAUUAUCAUUGUUGCCAUUGUUUAUUGUGCCAAAAAUAUGUUGGAUAAAUAUACUUACAAUAGUGAAAUUAAUUUGCUACGGAUAUAAGCAUAUCCGAGAGAGCACUAUUUAUGAUUUUGUUUUUAUGGAAUGGUCACGUCUCAACAUGCCAAAUGUUUUAAAAUUAUUUUGGGCUAUACGAUUAUUGGAUCUAUUUAUAUUAUCCCUGUUAAAUAAGGAAAUAAAACAUGAAACCUUGUUUGGAACUGUGAAGUAUUUGUUAAUUAAAGGAUGCGACACAUCUACAGCAGUUUUGGGAAUGGCAAGCUUUGUUUCAUACUUUUGCCAUUACAUAAUAGUAUUCUUCCGAUGGGUGGUGACUGAAGAUGUGGAUCAGAUGAACAUUCGACAACGUUCUGCAAUAGUAUUUUUGUUACUAGCUUUACAAACCAGAUUAGCUGUAUUAGAGCCAGAUGAGCGCUUUAUACAACUCUUAAUAAAUAUUAGUAUAACUUGUGAUUUCCUAAUGAUUUAUAUCCAUGGUUCAAUGGUUGAUCCAUUAUUAAGAUCUUUGAGUGUUAAUCGUAAUAAGUCAAUUAAUAGGCAUUUAAGAGGUCUUUUAGUUAGCGGAUUACUUCUAGUGUUUUCAAUUACCGUGUUGAGAUACUUGUGGCAUUAUAAUUUUCCUAGUAAUUGGAAACUAGACAUUUUUUGUAUCAAUUUACAAAUUUCUGUCAAAGUGUUGGUAACAUUAGGCGUAUAUUCAUUAUAUAUGAUUGAUGGCUAUCACAAAACAAUUUGGGAGAAAUUGGACGAUUAUGAAUUUUAUAUAAAAUCAUUUGGUGAUGUGGCUAAUUUCUGUUUGAGCACCAUUAUUUUUCUGAAUGGAGUUAAUAACCUGUUUUUUGAAUCUGUCAAUAUAGCUAGUAUACCCUUGAUGUGUUUACAUGCAUAUUAUGGCAUAUGGCGUAGCAUUAGAGAUGGGUGGAGAGUAUUAAUUAGACGCCGUUUAGCUAUAAGAAGAGUUGAAUCAUUAGCUGAUGCAACUAAUGUUCAAUUGUCUGAAUUUGAUGAUGUUUGUUCUAUAUGUCGACAUAUUAUGGACUCCGCAAAAAUUACUAAUUGCAACCAUUAUUUUCAUCGUAUAUGUCUGCGUAAAUGGCUUAAUUUAAAGGACAAGUGCCCAUUAUGCCAUCAUAUUUUAUACCAGGCAUAA